This is a messenger RNA of Striga asiatica, 1014 nucleotides long. Lineage: Eukaryota; Viridiplantae; Streptophyta; Magnoliopsida; Lamiales; Orobanchaceae. The record is from the annotation of a GenBank genome assembly.
CAGCCCACCUUUUCCGCGAACAGCCACCUCGUCGCGACUUCCGGCGAUUUUUCCUGUUCGAGCAGCAACGCGCCGUGGCCAAGCCCUCACGCCGCGACAUCAGAUCCUUUGCCCCGCCGCGUGUUUCUCUCAACGGCGAGCAGCAGGUCCCUCGUCCACUCGCGAGCAUUGCGGCCCUCGUUCUAUCCAUUCACGUCGAGAAAUCCUUGUAAGCGAGCCCCUGUUCAAAUUUCAGAUUUCACCGAACCUCCUUUUCGAGCUGCAGCAGGCAGCCCGAACGUUAGCGGCACCCCGUCGGCCUUCGUUCGCAGCAGCCGUCCCUUCACAGCAGCGGCCAGAUUCCUUUUUCCGUCGAGCAGUAGCCUUUCGGGCGCGUGCGAGGAUAACAACGGGCAGCCUUUUGUCGUAAGGGUUAGCAGCGGUAAGCCGUCGAGCCCCCCGUUGUGCCCCGUCAACCCUCCCACCCCGUCGCGACUUCCGGCAAUUUUUCCUGUUCGAGCAGCAAUGCGCCGCGGCCAAGCCCUCACGCCGCGACAUCAGAUCCUUUGCCCCGCCGCGUGUUUCUCUCAACGGCGAGCAGUAGGUCCCUCGUCCACUCGCGAGCAGUACCGCCGACGAACAAGACGAGAUGAAUUCUUGCUGGCGACCUUCACAAGCAGUUGCGGCCCUCGUUCUAUCCAUUCACGUCGAGAAAUCCUUCGAGCCCCUGUUCAAAUUUCAGAUUUCAACGAACCUCCUUUUCGAGCUGCAGCAGGCAGCCCGAACGUCAGCGGCACCCCGUCGGCCUUCGUUAGCAGCAGCCGUCCCUUCACAGCAGCGGCCAGAUUCCUUUUUCCGUCGAGCAGUGGCCUUUCGGGCGCGUGCGAGGAUAACAACGGGCAGCCUUUUGUCGUAAGGGUUAGCAGCGGUAAGCCGUCGAGCCCCCCGUUGUGCGCCGUCAACCCUCGUUCGACCCGACAUCGCAACCUGCUCCUCCGCGGGACGUCACUCUCAGCCCUCGACCUUCAGCGAGCU